AUGGCGCCCCUGAAGCGACUUCCGAGUCCCCAAAUGUACACCAUUGGCUGGAUCACCGCUCUUGACAAGGAGCUCACCGCAGCACAGGCGAUGCUUGACGAAGAGCACAUGAAGCCGGAGAACUUCAGGAAACACCCGAAAGACACAAAUAGUUAUAUCUGGGGUCGCAUCGCGGAGCAUAAUAUCGUUAUCGCAUCGCUGGCCGCGGGCAAGUACGGCACUGUGUCCGCAGCGACAACCGCCGGAAGCAUGACCAGCUCUCUUCCACAUCUACGAUUCGGUCUAAUGGUUGGCAUUGGUGCCGGUAUCCCAAGGUUGGCAGAAAACAUUGAUAUCCGCCUUGGCGACGUUGUCGUUAGCCAGCCGACUGGUACGAGUUCCGGAGUUGUGCAAUACGAUUUAGGGAAGUUGGGUAAAGACGGUCAUUUUCAGCGUGUCGGUUCUCUCGCUUCCCCGCCCGAGGUUCUUCUCAAAGGAUUGCAGACACUCAAGGCCAAGAGGAGGUUGAGAGAACCUCGGAUGCCGGACAUCCUAAAAGACAUGUUCGAACGCCACCCGUUGCUAGCAGAACCACAACCAGACGAUGCUUCGUUUGUUUAUCAAGGGAAACAGAAUGACCGCUUAUUUGAAGCAACUUCAAAGCACAUCCAGCGCUCGGAUGAGCAACAUAGUUCUUCGGAAACUACAAUCCCGCAUGAUCUGGGCAGACCACCUCUUCAGCUGGCUCUGGCCUGGAUAUGGUCAUUUUUCUGGCUCCUUUACAUCUCGGCAACAAGGCUUACCAGCACAAAUGAAGCCAAACAGAGCCUUCCGUCUGGAGAAGAUGGCCAUCUAGAUAUCGACCAAACCAGGAGUUGCAUGUAUUGUGAUCCGAGAAAAGAAUUGCAGCGCCGGGAACGGGCUUCUACCGAUCCGAUGGUUUAUUACGGACUCAUUGCUUCCGGAGACUCGGUCAUCAAGAACAGUGUUUCUCGGGACGAAAUUGUCCAGCGGCUUGGGGAAAAGUGCAUCUGCUUCGAAAUGGAGGCAGCCGGUCUUAUGGAUAAUUUCCCUUGCCUUGUGAUCCGGGGAAUCUGCGACUACGCGGACGGCCAUAAGAACGAUCGGUGGCAGAACUAUGCGGCCGUUACAGCGGCUGCAUUUGCAAAGGAGUUACUUGAAGUUCUCGAUGGGGAGGAUGUAGAAGGGGCUCUGAGAAUGGACGAAGUCAUGGAGCAGCUACGUAAAGGUGUUUCUGACAUAAACUCGUCCACGAACGACAUCAAGCAGAGCCUGCAUUUCCAAGAAAUCAUGGAGUGGCUCUCUCCUCCAGACCCAUCAACAAAUCACAACAAGGCACUGCAGCAGCGUCAUGAGGGUACAGGACAGUGGUUCCUGAACCACGAGUCAUAUUCGAAUUGGAAAACAGCCCCGAAUUCUUCUCUAUGGCUUUAUGGUAUCCCCGGUUGUGGCAAGACGAUCCUCAGCACCAUUAUCAUUGAACACCUCCGAAAUACGGAGCAAUGCUCUGGAAACCUACUCUACUUCUACUUUGACUUUACCGACACUAGCAAGCAGUCGCUCGAGAAGGCGAUUCGGUCACUCAUCGCUCAAUUAUACAGUAAAAAGCAGUGCGCCCAAACGCAUCUGGAUAUACUUUACUCUUCCCACAAGAAAGAAAAACGACAACCCAGUACAGACUUGUUAUGCAAGACUUUCAAAACCAUGGUUGAUCAGACUGGGGAAAUCUGGAUUGUCCUUGAUGCACUCGACGAGUGUCAAACUCGAAAUGGUCCAGAGAAUGAAGGAUUGCUAGCGUGGAUUCAAAACCUCCUGCAAUCUCAACAGAACAACAUACACUUCAUGGUUACGAGCCGCCCAGAACACGAUAUCGAAUCAACUUUGAAAGAGUUUAUUAAUAGCCACAUACCUCUACAGAGUGAUUUAAUGGCAGAAGACAUAGAGGCCUACAUUCGCGCCCGUGUUACACAGCACAAAGGUCUAGAGAGAUGGCACAAGAACAAGGAAAUUCAGGAUGAGAUUCAGGCAUGUCUCAUGAAGAAAGCGCAUGGAAUGUUCCGCUGGGUGUCGUGCCAACUCGAUGAGCUCGAACGAUGCCUUGAUCCUAUUAGUCUUCGGAACACUCUAAAAUCACUUCCAAAGACACUAGACGACACCUACGCGAGAAUACUUGACAGGAUACCACCGGAAAUGAAGCAGAAUGCUAUUCGAAUACUCCAGUUUUUAACGUUUUCUGAACGGCCAUUACGAAUUGAAGAGGCUUGCGAUGCAAUCGCAGUAGUCGGGAACGCCAAGCCAAGAUUCGACGUGAAGAAUAGGAUGCCAAUACCAGAGGAAAUAGCAAUUUACUGUUCCAGUUUGGUAGUUAUUGUUACCAAAAGCGGCCAAGACGGAGAGAAGCGGCUGCAGCUCGCGCAUUUCUCCGUCAGGGAAUACCUGGUAUCGAACCGACUAGAACACAGCGUUUCUGAAGACUUUAGAGCGUCGCAUGCCAGAGCAGUAAUCUUAGAAACCAGUCUUGCUUACCUAUUGGAUAUAAACCAUGGCCUCCCUAUUACGGACCUAAUACACGAAUACCCACUGGCGCAGGUCCAACAUCUGCUCAAAGAAUUUCUAAGAUGCGGAGCUUCUUACGAAACCUGCUGGAAACUUUAUCAGCCAGACAGGCCUUGGGACGAGAAACCUUGGCAGCACCAUAAUCGAGCGACUCACAUGCUAUGCUAUUUUGCUUACGGGGGCAUAGUAUAUGCAGUAGAGAAGGUAUUAAAGGAUGGCGCCGAUGUUAAUUCCCGAGACAGUGACCAAAAGAACGCCCUUGAAGCUGCGUCUUCUAGAGGCCAUAAAGAUGUUGUCCGGCUAGUCCUCGAUAAAGGUGCCGAUAUCAACGCCCCGAGUAAUAGUGAUUAUGGUACCGCCCUCCAAGCUGCAUCCUAUGAGGGCCAUAAAGACGUUGUCGGGCUACUCCUCGAUAGAGGUGCCGAUAUCAACGCCCAAGGCGGUAGACAUGGUACCGCCCUCCAAGCUGCAUCUUAUGAGGGCCAUAAAGACGUUGUCCAGCUACUCCUCGAUGAGAGCGAUAGUGUUUAUAACACCGCCCUCCAAGCUGCAUCUUAUGAGGGCCAUAAAGACGUUAUCCAACUACUCCUUGAUAAAGGUGCCGAUAUCAACGCCCAGAGUGAUAGUUUUAUUAGUACCGCUCUCCAAGCUGCAUCUUAUGAGGGCCAUAAAGACGUUGUCCAGCUGCUCCUCGAUAGAGGUGCCGAUAUCAACGCCCAGAGCGAUAUUGUUUAUAAUACCGCCCUCCAAGUUGCAUCUUAUGAGGGCCAUAAAGACGUUGUCCAGCUACUCCUCGAUAGAGGUGCCGAUAUCAACGCCCAGAGUGAUAGUUUUUAUGGUACCGCCCUCCAAGCUGCAUCUUGUAAGGGCCAUGAAGACGUUAUCCGGCUACUCCUCGAUAGAGGUGCCGAUAUCAACGCCCAGAGCGAUAUUGUUUAUAAUACCGCCCUCCAAGAUGCAUCUUGUAAGGGCCAUAAAGACGUUAUCCGGCUACUCCUCAAUAGAGGUGCCGAUAUCAACGCCCAAGGCGGUAGACUUGGCAACGCCCUCGUUGCUACUUCUCAUACCGACAAUGUAGAUAUUCUCCCGCUGCUCCUCGACACCGGAGCAGAUACUUCAGAACCCAACACCCGAGGCCAGACACCACUCAGCGUAGCCUCAGAAUGCGGCAAACUUUAA
Molecule: messenger RNA, 3735 nt
Organism: Colletotrichum truncatum
Lineage: Eukaryota; Fungi; Ascomycota; Sordariomycetes; Glomerellales; Glomerellaceae
Source: RefSeq, a predicted model, not a curated record